Melanotaenia boesemani (Boeseman's rainbowfish) is the source of this 1835-nucleotide messenger RNA. RefSeq lists its product as uncharacterized. Bases 450 to 1592 code for a protein of 380 amino acids. The record is from RefSeq and is a predicted model, not a curated record. Lineage: Eukaryota; Metazoa; Chordata; Actinopteri; Atheriniformes; Melanotaeniidae. The transcript is spliced from 12 exons. Gene Ontology annotation, molecular function: sequence-specific DNA binding.
AUUAUCUAUGUACACAUUUGCCAUACUUAAGAGGGCGGUAUUGAGCUUCUGUAGUCAAUAUAGAAACGACGAAGAAGAAGUUUCAGCGUCCGUUGCUGUCAAGUUAAAACAUCGUUUAUUAACGCUGGAUAGUGGGAAUGGGCCUUAGGUAAUUAUUAAUUAAUUAAUUAAACGGGAUCAUAAAUGACGCUACAGUUUGUAAGAGCGUGAUACAAUAUUGACAAAAUUAUUUGUACACAACUCCGAAUUACAACAAAUUAUAGAUGUUUAGUCGUUUUAGUAGUUACGCUUAGUCAAACGUUACCUUGCGGUUACUAUUGUGAAAAGCCAAACCGGAUGCAGGUCUUUUAAUGUUAGCUUGAUCCGGUGUGUUCACAUCAUUAGCAAAAGCAAAGCAAAGCAAAAUUAGCAAUUUGUUUGGUCUCAAGUUAACCGAAAUUGUGUAAUAAAUGGGAAGGUAUAAGUGUGCUUACAACUGUGAGAACUCAAGCGAUUCAGAUAUUAAGUUUUUUAAGUUUCCCAUCUACAAUCCCAGAAAACUUAAAAAAUGGGUUAUGAACAUGAAGUGGAAAGACUGGACUCCUACUCGCUUCUCUGUACUGUGCAUCAAUCAUUUUGAAGAGCAAUACCUUGAUAGAACAGGAAAAUGUGUGACACUGCGAGAAGAUGCAGUUCCCACCAUAUUUCCUUCCACUGACAACACACAGAAAAGAAACGUUUCUGUCGCCACAAGACGUAAGAGACAAAAGUCCCCAGGUGUUAAAACCUCAGAGAAGGAGUCGGUUCAGUCUUCAUCAACCCCUCCUUCCAUCGCAAAGAGCAGCAUUCUGAACAAUGAACUCAACCAACAAGAACAAGAGCCUCCAGAAGACAAAGACAAAACAAACACAGAGAAAUGGAGAAUCAUAAUGGAUGAAAGGCUGAUGAAGAUCGAGUCAUUUCCACAUUUCUUUCACGGAGAUUACUGUGUACCUCAGAAUAUUCAGUGGGCCCCAGAUAAUGAGCUCAGUGUGGACUGUAAUGACUCUGAAAAUGUGAUAGAGGUGAAAGAGCCAUGGCAGUGGCUUGCUUUGGAUGUCAGAGGUCCUCUGCCCCAAACACUGAAUGGACAUAAGUACAUUUUGACAGUGACAGACUAUUACUCCAAAUGGGUGGAGGCUGUACCGAUGCAGAUGUGUCUCCCUUCACAUGUGGCGAAAAGCAUUGCAGACAUCAUCGGCCACUUAGGAUACCCAUUCAGAAUCCUUUCUAGACUACCUCAUGACAUAGUCCACAAAAUCAACCGAGAGCUAAAAGAUCUGCUUAAGGUUACCAUUGCACUUGUGGUUCACCAUCAUCAGACAGGCACAGCAGAUUUGAUCACACCACAGCUCAUUGACAGGAUGGUAUGUGAUCUAACUGAGGAGCAUGCAGCAGACUGGGAUGUUUACCUGCCUGCCAAGGUUUUCAGUUUGUGUUUUAAAGAACAUUCAAAGACUAUGGAGAGGCCUUUUUCAUUACUCUUCUGUAAUGGUUUAGAGCCUGUUCAAUCCCCCAGAGGACUGAAUUAUACUUUUUCCAAGAUCCAAGAGAGUGCCUUUGUGGUUAGAUAGAAGAUAACUUGGUUAUUUGAAUCAACCAAACUGGACUCUGUUACAUUUGCAAACCAAGCAAGAAGAAGAAUGUUUUUCCACUGUGGUACUUCAUUUUCACAAUGGGACAGUCGCAGUGCUGAUGAUUUGACCAAGAUGAGGAAUUUAUUAACAAAACUGUACAUCUCACUGACAUUUUUCACUUGUUCAAAACCAUGUUCCUGCAUUUAUUUGUGUUUUUGUCCAUAAACAAUAGGAAGGACA